This is a messenger RNA of Oncorhynchus gorbuscha (pink salmon), 2238 nucleotides long. RefSeq names its product TBC1 domain family member 22B-like. The record is from RefSeq and is a predicted model, not a curated record. The coding region runs from base 220 to 1722 and encodes 500 amino acids. Lineage: Eukaryota; Metazoa; Chordata; Actinopteri; Salmoniformes; Salmonidae. The transcript is spliced from 12 exons. Gene Ontology annotation, biological process: activation of GTPase activity. Gene Ontology annotation, molecular function: GTPase activator activity.
GUACUCCAAGAUGGCGACCUCCACCGUUCUGUAUUAUACGGUAUCGGCAAUUGCAACAAAAGGACAUUAUUGACACACGUCAAAACUUUUACUGUUGGUUGCUGCAAAGACAAGCCGGUUUAGUAUAUCGAAUCUGAAACGCUAAAAUCUUCUCCAAUGCUUUGUACAUUUGUAGAACUGCGCGCCGUGUUAGACUGAGGGGAUUUGCAUUAACCGAGCAUGGCCACCGACAACAUAAUUCCUUUCUGGAGGAAAAGCGCGAAGGUUCCAGGAAGGUUUCCUAAAGACACUCCCAAGGGAAACAAUCUCAAGUCUAAAAAAGCAUCCAGUUUCCACGAAUUUGCCCGUAGCACCAACGACGCCUGGGACAUUGACGACGAGGACGAUGAGGACUUGUUAGCUCCCAUUCACCCCUCAUCUCUCCCGUCCACCCUGCACUCCGUGCACCAGGUGCCUCCUCUUCCUUUACAACAACCCAGUGACACCACCAGGGAGCCAGACACGGGGCCUGCAGACCGGCUGGCUCCCCCAACAGCAGAGGGCUGUCUUCAGCAGGAGGAGGACACAGACUGUGGACAGAUCAAUGGCAGAGUGGUGGUGAAGUCCAGCAGUGAGGCCCAGCUCAACACCAGUACAGUGCGCUCCACCCUGCAGAAGCAACAGUCUCUCCCAGUUCGUCCUAUCAUCCCGUUAGUCGCCAGAAUCUCUGACCAAAAUUCCUCGGGGGCCCCAAUCAUGACAGUGCGAGACAAGAGCCGAUUGGACAAAUUCAAAUACCUUCUGUCCUGUCCUAACACCGACCUUGAGGAGCUCCGGAAGCACAGCUGGUCAGGUAUUCCACGAGAAGUGAGGCCCAUUACAUGGAGGCUCCUCUCUGGUUACCUCCCAGCCAACAUGGAGCGCAGAGAUCUGGUGCUGAAGAGGAAGAGAGACGAGUACUUUGGCUUCAUUGAACAGUAUUACCACUCCAGGACAGACGAAACUUACAAAGACACAUAUAGACAGAUCCACAUCGAUAUUCCGAGGACAAACCCACUAAUUCCACUUUUCCAGCAGCCCACUGUGCAAGAGGUGUUUGAGAGGAUCCUCUUUAUCUGGGCUAUCCGCCAUCCAGCCAGCGGCUACGUCCAGGGAAUCAAUGACUUGGUCACUCCAUUCUUUGUUGUCUUCCUCUCCGAAUUUGUUGAGGAGGAUGUGGAGAAUUUUGACGUAGCUUCCCUGCCUCUUAACACCCAGAGGAACAUUGAGGCAGACAGUUUCUGGUGCAUGACCAAGCUGCUGGACGGAAUACAGGACAACUACACUUUUGCUCAGCCAGGGAUUCAGAACAAUGUGAAAGCUUUGGAAGAAUUGGUCAGCAGAAUCGAUGAGGACAUACACAACUACUUUAAGAGGUAUGAGGUGGAGUACCUGCAGUUUGCUUUUCGCUGGAUGAACAACCUGCUGAUGAGAGAGCUGCCUUUACGCUGCACCAUACGCCUCUGGGACACCUAUCAGGCUGAACAAGAGGGCUUCUCCCACUUCCACCUCUACGUCUGUGCUGCUUUCCUGAUCGAGUGGCGCAAAGAGAUCCUCUCCAUGGUCGAUUUUCAGGGUCUUCUCAUGUUACUCCAGAACCUUCCCACAAUCCACUGGGGGAAUGAGGAAGUGGGCCUUCUCCUGGCUGAAGCGUACAGACUCAAGUACAUGUUCGCUGACGCGCCCAAUCACUACAGGAGAUAGGCUUCUAUGCAAUGGUGUAAAACAGAUUCUGAUAUACUGUUAGGAGGAAUGUAAGGUUUCCUUCCUCUCUUUGAUAUGACUGGCUGACAUAUAGCUUGCACACAGGUACAGAAUCAUUUGCUCAAAAUAGGAACCCUCAAACCCUAUUUCUACUAUAGUUUUCUUGCAGGUUCUCUCUGUUAAGACUUUUAUUGGCAAGUUACAUUCCACUGACACUGCAGCGUAUUAUCUCCGAGCCACUGGCUUAGACAUCUCAAUAGCAGUCUGUUACAAUUCAUGCGGUAGGCAUCGAGUAGGUUCUGGACAUACAACACAGCUAAUACCUCAACUGACUAGGUAUCCCCCUUUCCCUUCAACCUUACUCCUAUUAGCCAUAACCUUAUGUGAGUUCUGGUAUUGACGCUCUAUACUGUUCUGGUAUUGGAACUCUAUACUAUUCUGGUAUUGGAACUCUAUACUGUUCUGGUAUUAGAACGCUACACUGUUCUGGUAUUAGAACUCUAUACUAUUCUGGUA